UUUCCCUCCACGUUACCCACCGGCUACUGUCGGUAAACCCGCCACUAUAAAAAAACCUUAACCCCCUUUGUCAACGGCCUUCCUAAACCUUCCUCCUCCCCGUUUACUGCCAAUCCCCGGUCACCGGUGGCUCCUCCCAAAUUCCCGUUCUAGGGUUUUUUUAAUCUUCAAUGAAGGAUAUCGAUAUCUCUAACCUUUCGGCGGAAUCAUCUCAUUCCUGUUCUUUACUAUGAGCGCGGUCAACAUCACGAACGUCACCGUUUUGGACAACCCCGCUGCCUUCCUCAACCCGUUCCAGUUCGAAAUCUCAUACGAGUGCUUGACGCCUCUUAAAGACGAUUUGGAAUGGAAACUCAUUUAUGUGGGAUCUGCUGAGGAUGAAACUUACGACCAACUCCUAGAAAGUGUGCUUGUUGGCCCUGUUAAUGUUGGGAACUAUCGUUUUGUUUUCCAGGCAGACCCUCCGGAUCCAUCGAAAAUCCGUGAAGAGGAUAUAAUUGGUGUCACAGUGCUGCUAUUAACAUGCUCAUACCUGGGACAGGAAUUCAUCCGAGUAGGCUACUAUGUGAACAAUGAUUACGAUGAUGAGCAGCUAAGAGAGGAACCUCCUCCAAAGGUUUUGAUUGAUAAAGUUCAAAGAAAUAUAUUAGCAGACAAGCCUAGAGUCACAAAAUUUCCAAUUAAUUUUCAUCCCGAGAAUAAUGCGCCUGCAGAAGGGAAUCCUCCGACACCUGAUAAUGCUAUCGAAACAAAUGGGAAUGGAGAAUUACCCCCCUCGCCUGAUCAUUCGAAUGGGAAUGGAGAACUACCCCCUUCGCCUGAUCAUCCGAAUGGGAAUGGAGAACCGCCCCCUUUGCCAGAUCAUCCACCUCACAAGCAGUAGUUUGCUGGUCACAAUUUUUUAUGACUUUUCCGUGGUGGCCAUUUCUUGUGAAUUGGUUUUGAAAAUGUCGAAGACAAACAAUUCCAGUAACUCGGUUUUGAGGGGAACUUUUGUAAAGUCUUGAUUGAAAUGUCUGUAGCAUCUUUUGCCCUCUGAUCGCUGUAUCUGCUUGUACUUUGAGUUAAAUUUUUGUUACUUAUUAAAUUCAAUUAUUAAUUGAUGUUUUCACAA
Molecule: messenger RNA, 1114 nt
Organism: Mangifera indica (mango)
Lineage: Eukaryota; Viridiplantae; Streptophyta; Magnoliopsida; Sapindales; Anacardiaceae
Product: probable histone chaperone ASF1A
Exons: 3
Coding region: 230-883 (217 amino acids)
Biological process (GO): DNA replication-dependent chromatin assembly
Cellular component (GO): nucleus
Molecular function (GO): histone binding
Source: RefSeq, a predicted model, not a curated record